Sphenostylis stenocarpa is the source of this 3552-nucleotide messenger RNA. Lineage: Eukaryota; Viridiplantae; Streptophyta; Magnoliopsida; Fabales; Fabaceae. The record is from the annotation of a GenBank genome assembly.
AUGGAACCGAGUACCCCAUUAGAUAGUUCUUCCAAUAUGGACUCUUUCAUGUUCGAUUCAUCAUCACGUAGAAGUACCGUGUCCAUUCACUCUAGGAGUUCUGGUGUUAUCAACUCCACCAGGGAAGUGAGUUUUGGCCACUCAGGAUCCAAGCCUGUGAGAUAUGGGUCAAAGGGUGCUGAGUCCGAGGCUCUCAGUAUGUCUCAGAAAGAAAUCAGUGAUGAGGAUGCAAGGUUAGUUUAUGUUGAUGAUCCCGAUAAGACAAAUGAUAUGCUUGAAUUUGCCGGGAAUUCGAUUCUUACUGGAAAGUACUCCAUCUUCACCUUUCUUCCAAGGAAUUUGUUUGAACAGUUUCAUAGAGUUGCUUAUAUUUACUUCCUUGUAAUUGCCAUUCUUAAUCAGCUCCCUCAGUUAGCUGUAUUUGGGAGGGGUGUUUCCAUUUUGCCGUUGGCUUUUGUGCUUCUGGUUACUGGCGUGAAGGAUGCAUUCGAGGACUGGAGGAGGCACAGGUCAGAUAAAAUUGAGAACAACAGGUUAGGAUUGAUUUUGGUUAAUGGUCAGUUUCUCGAGAAGAAGUGGAAGCAUAUUAGAGUUGGGGAAGUUAUUAAAAUCAGAGCAAAUGAAACCAUUCCCUGUGAUAUUGUGUUGCUCUCAACCAGUGACCCCACUGGGGUUGCUUAUGUGCAGACUCUUAAUCUGGAUGGAGAGUCUAAUUUGAAGACUAGGUAUGCAAAGCAAGAGACUCAAUCUAAGUUGCCAGAAAAGGAGAAGUUAGAUGUGUUGAUUAAGUGUGAGAAACCCAAUAGGAAUAUAUACGGGUUUCAGGGUAAUAUAGAAGUUGAUGGAAAGAGGUUGUCUCUUGGAUCCUCUAACAUUGUCCUCAGAGGCUGUGAGCUCAAGAAUACUAAUUGGGCACUUGGUGUUGCCGUGUAUUGUGGCCGUGAUACCAAAGCUAUGCUCAACAGCUCUGGAGCUCCAUCCAAAAGGAGCCUUCUUGAGACUCGCAUGAACUCUGAGAUCAUUAUGCUUUCUUUCUUUCUCGUAGCUUUGUGUAUAGUGACCUCAGUUUGUGCUGCUGUUUGGUUAAAGCGCCACAAGGAUGAGUUGAAUCUCAUGCCUUAUUAUAGGAAACUGGAUGUUUCGGAGGGGAAAGAGGAAAGCUAUAAAUAUUAUGGAUGGGUACUGGAAAUUGUUUUCACUUUCCUCAUGUCAGUUAUAGUUUACCAGGUUAUGAUCCCUAUAUCCUUGUACAUUUCGAUGGAGCUUGUACGUGUUGGUCAGGCAUACUUCAUGAUCGGAGACUCCAGAAUGUAUGAUAAGGCAACAGAGUCAAAAUUUCAGUGCAGAGCUUUGAAUAUUAACGAAGAUUUAGGCCAAAUUAAAUAUGUCUUUUCUGACAAAACUGGCACACUGACUGAGAACAAGAUGGAGUUUCAAUGUGCAAGCAUCUUGGGGUUUGAUUACAGUUCUGCAACAGCCAGUCUUGAGAAUGAGCAAGUUGAAUACACAGUUCAAGCGGAUGGGACGAUCUUUAAGCCAAAGAUGAUGGUGAAAGUUAAUCAAGAGCUUUUGCAAUUAUCAAAAAGUGGAUUUACAAAUGACGAGGGGAAACAGAUUUAUGAUUUCUUUCUAGCAUUGGCAGCCUGCAAUACCAUUGUACCUCUUGUUGCUGACACAUCUGACCCUAUGGUCAAGCUGAUAGAUUAUCAAGGGGAAUCACCAGAUGAGCAAGCAUUGACUUUUGCUGCCGCUGCGUAUGGGUUUAUGCUUAUUGAACGAACCUCAGGUCACAUAGUCAUUGAUAUUCAUGGAGAGAGACAAAGGUUCAAUGUCUUAGGUUUGCAUGAAUUUGACAGUGAUCGAAAAAGGAUGUCAGUUAUCCUGGGGUACAGUGACAAUUCUGUGAAACUUUUUGUUAAAGGGGCAGAUACAUCCAUGCUUAGAUUGAUUGACAAAUCAUUGAACACAGACAUACUACAUGCAACUAAAUCCCAUCUUCACACUUAUUCCUCUGUGGGUUUGAGGACACUUGUUAUUGGGACGCGAGACUUAGAUGCUUCAGAAUUUGAGCAAUGGCAAUCUUCCUUUGAGGUAGCAAGUACUGCUUUGAUGGGUAGGGCUGCUUUGCUUCGCAAGGUCGCUAUCAAUAUUGAGAACAAGCUCUGCAUAUUGGGUGCAACUGCUAUUGAAGAUAAACUGCAGCAAGGUGUGCCAGAAUCUAUUGAGUCUCUAAGAAUUGCAGGUAUUAAAGUAUGGGUCUUGACUGGGGACAAACAGGAAACUGCCAUAUCAAUUGGAUACUCCUCUAGGCUCCUAACGAGCAACAUGAUUCAAAUUAUAAUUAAUACCAACAAUAGAGAGUCGUGUAGAAGACAUUUACAAGAUGCCCUUGUCAUGUCUAGACAACAUAUGACUACGCCCGGUGUUACUCACAAUUCAGAGGAAGGAUCAGAUUCUGUUUCAACUUCAUUUGCCUUGAUUGUUGAUGGUACCAGCCUUGUUUAUAUUCUUGACAGUGAGCUUGAAGAAGAAUUCUUUCAACUUGCAAGUAGAUGUUCUGUUGUUCUCUGUUGUCGAGUGGCUCCACUACAGAAGGCUGGAAUUGUUGCCCUUGUGAAGCAUAGGACAGAUGACAUGACGCUAGCCAUUGGAGAUGGUGCUAAUGACGUAUCGAUGAUCCAAAUGGCUGAUAUCGGAGUUGGAAUCAGUGGACAGGAAGGUCGGCAAGCUGUAAUGGCUUCAGAUUUUGCAAUGGGGCAGUUUAGGUUCUUAGUUCCUCUCUUAUUAAUACAUGGGCAUUGGAAUUACCAGCGACUGGGUUACAUGAUAACAUACAACUUUUACAGAAAUGCAAUCUUUGUUCUUGUCCUAUUUUGGUAUGUGCUCUUUACUGCCUUCACAUUAACAACUGCUAUAAAUGAAUGGAGCAGCAUGUUAUACUCGAUAAUCUACACUGCGUUGCCAACUAUUGUUGUUGGUAUUCUUGACAAGGAUCUUAGUAAAAGGACUCUUCUAAAGCAUCCUCAGCUUUACGGGGCUGGGCUGAGAAAUGAGGCCUACAACAAAAAAUUGUUUUGGUUGACAAUGGCCGAUACUUUGUGGCAAAGCAUUGCAGUCUUCUUUGUUCCCCUUAUCGCAUAUUGGGGAACCACAAUAGAUGUAGCAAGCAUAGGUGAUCUUUGGACUCUUGCAGUAGUUAUUUUGGUUAAUUUGCAUCUGGCCAUGGAUGUCAUCAGGUGGAAUUGGAUUACUCAUGCAGCCAUUUGGGGCUCUAUUAUUGCAACCUUCAUCUGUGUCAUAGUUAUUGAUGCUAUACCAGUAUUUCCUGGUUACUGGGCUAUCUUUGAUGUUGCAGGCACUGCAUUGUUCUGGCUAUGUUUGCUUGGAAUUGUAAUAGCCGCAUUACUUCCCCGAUUAGUUGUAAAAUAUCUUUAUCAGUACUAUUUUCCCAGUGAUAUUCAGAUUUCAAGAGAAACUGAGAAGUUUGGGAAUCCAAGAGACAAUGGUGGAGGAGAAAUAGAAAUGCUUCCUGUUUCAGAUGCUCCACCAUGA